Messenger RNA from Trichogramma pretiosum, 5711 nucleotides. RefSeq lists its product as uncharacterized. Gene Ontology annotation, biological process: signal transduction. The transcript has 11 exons. The coding region runs from base 1123 to 3930 and encodes 935 amino acids. The record is from RefSeq and is a predicted model, not a curated record. NCBI's taxonomy places the organism in Eukaryota, Metazoa, Arthropoda, Insecta, Hymenoptera, Trichogrammatidae.
CACGAGGUGCGCGCGCAUCGCGGCGGGGCUUGUUGACCAGCUUGCACGAGAAUCCAGAGAAGCGAGCUUGCGACACGCAUAUCCAUAAUCCAGCCGCUCGCCGCCUUCCGAAUCCCGACUCGGUCACGAGUUAUGCGCUUGCCUGUACUUUUUAUACGACGUAGACGAGAUCGCGAGCAAUCCCGUGCAUGUGGCAUGUGCUACUGCGCCGCUGCGAUGUUUUGCUCGCGAGCCUACGUGCAGCCCAACACGCCUGCAGUCGCUCGCGGAAGCGCGCCUGCACGUCCGAGCGAGCUUGCGAGCUAUCGAGUGCCUGCGCAGACCAGCUGUGUUUACUACGUCGCAGCAGAGACUCGUGCCCGCCUCCACAGGCAGCAGUGAGUAAAACGAAGCAGUGCGACGGUGCACGGUGAUGUGGUAAAAGACAAGUUUUUGGCCGAGCUCGAGGCCGCAAGCUCCCGAGAGCGAAUCGCGCGUCACGAGGUGCGCACUACCCAGUAAGUCGGCCGUCGAUAGGCACAUCGAGCUGCAUACAUGCUAACCCUACGACUAGUCUCGACUCACUUCCUCAAGCAGCCAUAGAGGCCUUUUAAUGCCGACAAAAAGAAAGAAGAAGAAGAAGAAGAAAGGAGCACCAGUUCCGUUGCAAACGCGUCGCCCUCGGGCCAGCGAGCCUCGAACGAGCCUCGAACGAGCCGUGCAAUUGGACUAGUUGUAAUUGUACCGAGGCGCUGUCGAGUGAUAGGCCCAAAGAGGACGCUAGUUGUGAUUGUGCGCGGCCCGCGUCCUCGGACUCGGUGGUAGCGGCCGCGAAUCGCCAGUCGCGAUCAGCAGCCUACGACUCGAAAGGGGCCAGUUGUCGGAGCGGCUCGCAACCGCGUCCUCGGUGCCUCGGGAAAAAGCCCGAGCGGCUUUGAGCUCGUCGCGUCUCGGCUCGGCCUCGGCACGUCGUCCGACCGCCCCAGUCCCGGCAUCGUAGCGCAGAGCAGAGGACGCCAGCCGGAGCAGCAGCAGCAGCAGCCCCUGCCUUUGCUCGAUUACACGACGUCGCAUUUCAACCUGUGGAGAGUCGCCAAGGAGUGCAUCUGCGGCAGUGGCUCGAGGUGUAGCAGAACGAGUGGAAUGAGAGGCCCUCAACCAGAGCCAUUCUACCAGCAAGCUCAGUUGCAGCUGGACCGAACGAAGGUCACGGUAACUCAGCCAUUGCCGACGUCAUGCUCGUCGACCUCCUCUUCCUCGUCCUCCGUUGCUCCCGCUUCGUCUUCGGCUCUUAUCCAGCAGCAACAAUCUCAAUGUCCCAGCCACCAACGACGCUAUCAGCAGCAGCAGCAGCAGCAGCAGCCAACAGGCAACGGUAAAGAACACGAGUCACGCCUGGCUAAAGUCAAGAGGGUACUACUGGGCCGGAUCGUGGCGAACCACGGAGCCGGCAAUAAUGCCGGCUUUGGGAUCGAUCUCGACUGCGUCAAGCUGCACAACGAAACGGGCGUGCCGAAGCUCGUCCAGCGGCUCUGCAGCUUCUGCGAGUCUCGGGCCUUCGAGAAUCCCGGCCUGUUCGAGGCGGCGGCCAUCGGGGCCGCUAGCAGCGCCAAUCGCAAGCUGGCCGAGCGCCUGAGACAGAGCUUCGAGCGCCGAGGCGAUGCCGAUCUCGAGAGCGCUGCCGCUGGCUGCCCGGCUGUGGCGCCCAUCCUCCUGCGCCAGUACCUCGAGGAGCUGCCCAGACCCCUUCUCGGCUCCUCUUGCCUCUACAAGAUCUGCCAGCUUCACGCGCACGAGCGCUGCAACGACCAGCAGAGAUGGGCGGCCGACACGCGCCGCCUGCUCUGCUCGGAAUUGGCCCCGAGGAACCAGCGCCUCUUCUCCUAUCUGCUGCUGUUCUUUAGCCGUUACGAGCAGCUCCACGGGCCCAGCAGGGCGAUCCCGGCGACUUUCGGCCCGCUGCUGCUGCCCGGCUUGGCGACCUCUGCUCCGCUGCUUCGCGACAUUCUCCAGGACGCUCGCUCGAUAAUCGCUGCUCAGUACAAUAGCUUAAACAAAAAUUCAAUGAGCAACGUUUUAGACGUUUGCACCAAAUCGAAAGCCAAGUGCAACUUGUACGAAAAUUCGCCAAUGAACUCAUCAGCCAGUCUAGGCGCCAACAAACCAUCUAAACGCAAGGACAGAAGCGAUUCUUGCGGACAAGAACGGAAACUCAUUAGAAGUAACAGCGAAGAAAAAAUUUGGGACAACGUCAAGGUAUCGAAGACUGAAGAAAACGACAACAGAAACGAGUCCACGGAAAAAGCAAUUAGGCGUGUCAGUAGCCACGAAGAUUUCAACAAGUCUAAGCAUUUACUAUUACUUUCAAAACUACAAAAAGAUAUGGGGCAUGGUCCGCGGCAUAACAGCCUACCACUACAAGAAAGGACCAAUUCAUCACCCGUAUCGUCCAGGCAGUCUCUAAUUUACUCGUCGGGUGAGGUAGUGCUUGCCACGGAAAAGUACGACUGUGACGCUGAGCGAUUAAGAAGUAGCGAGCGCUUCAGCCGUAGCAUAAUACCUAAAGGAAGAAGGCAAGUUAGAAGAUUAAAGCUCCACAGGACCUCUCUCAGCGAUGAAGCUUCCAGCAAGGAAAAUGAGUCAAAUAGACCAGAAGUGAUCUAUACCAUCGGCGGGGACUCGAUUAGAAACGGUCAGCAAGGUCAAAGCUUUCUGGAGAUGCUCAGUAGUGGUCCAAGUAGAUCACCGUCACCAGUCAGGCCUCCCUCCUCGACGCCAGACGAUGCCAACAAUCCGACUUUGGCUAAUUGGGGCUUUCACAUGCGUCAGAAUAAUGAUGAAGAGACCAGCGAACGAAUCGAAGAUAUGGUAUCACCACGAAAUUCCAUUUUGGUACCUCGACGUUUUUAUUCCGAAGAAUACAGCAACGAUCAAGAGAACGCCACGAGUGUCAAAGACUUUAGUCUCAAGACUCUAGCUAAGCAAAUAAGCAGCUUGAAGAAGAGAAUAAAGAGGUACGAGAGCGAAUUCGAAGACAACUUUGGAUACCGACCGAGCCACUCUGACAAGAUGAGCAACCGCGACAUUAAACGACUCGUCACGGAAUUGAACAAAGUUCGCAAAGAGCACAAAAUUCUCAAAGAAGGUGUUUUUGGUUCUCUGUUGGGCUCAAGAUUUAAUCGCGAAGAGCACAACAAUAACAAUAACAUCAUUGGCAACGAGAGCGAGGAAAAGCUGAGGGCGUCGAGCAUGAACGAAAUGGUCGUGGAUGUCGAGAGAAAACUGUCCGACAAACGCAUCAAGUCUAGCCGAUCCGACAACAUGGAGGAGCUCAGUUAUGAGCAGUUGAUGGAAGAAAAAACUGCUGUGCAAAAAGCCCUGCUGCAUAUAGAGAACAUUUUCGGUAGGCCUGUCUCAAAGGAAGACCGGACGAUCGUGAGACCUCUUUAUGACAAGUACCGUACUCUCAAGCGACUUCUUAUCCGAGCUGGAGCGAACCAGUAUACUGACAGCAUGUCGGAGCUCGAGACGAUUUUAGAACACGAGACUAUGGAUUUUAGCUCGACUUCUGGCAAUCCUAUCGAUUGCGAGCGUAGAGCCAGCGAGCCCGACAUGUCUCACCGGGGAAUCCUCGAUUGCAUUGACUCGAGUUCCGAACAGAUCACCGACAGCGACAGUCAACACAGCAGCAGCGAAAGCAGCCGAGGCAUCAUCGAAAGUUUACACUCCAUGUCCAAGGAUGAUCUGCUCCUACAACAACGUAUAACAAAGGAAGAGAAGAAGCGUCUUAGGAGGGCUUUGAAGGAGCUUGAGAUGCAAUUCGAAGCUCGGGCAGGACGUCGAAUGCAGCGUGCAGAUCGAGGGCCGGAAGUCAGCAUGAUUUAUGAAUCGUACAAGGAGACCAAGGCCAAGCUGAGGCUCGUCAGUGCUCUGCUCGCCAAAAACCCGUAAAGUUGACUGCUUUCAAUUCAAACCUGAUCGAUCACACUUUUACCGUCAUUCGUAAAUUGUUUAGUAGUAUCAAUCAACUUACUCAUACUAGAAAUUAUCGAAUUUUUCACCGUUAUGUGCUGCUCCGAUGGUAUCAAGUUAUUUGUAACUUCCUUUUUAAUCGGUAAUCAAAUUGUAAGCAUAACACAUUCACGUUCGAGAUAACAGAAUAUUUAUGAGUAGUUCUUUCAGCGUCAUUUAUGAUAUAUCUAUGUCACGCACGAGUUUUAAAUAAUCAUGUAUAAUAGCAUUUAAAUGACUUUCUUUAAACGUGUACUUAGAGGUCAUAUUUUUUACGUAUUGAAUACGAUUUUUAAAAUAUUUACAAUUGUUUAAUACCCGAAGAGCUAAUGUCUUAUCGCGUGUGGUUGUGGUAAAAUUUGCCUUCUAGCUCGUUCCUUGAUUUUCAGAGAAGCGAAUUUUUAAGAUUUUGCAGAUUUUUUUCAAAGUAUUUUUGUGAAGGAAAAGUCUUGUAAAUAUAUAAAUAUAUAAAUAUAUAAAUAUAUAAAUACUCGUGCUCUACAUGUAAAAAGAGACAAAAGUUGUUAUCCCCUGUUGAAGUUAUUUCUGUAUACUAUCUACUGUUAUGCGAAUUUUAUAUUUUCAUGAUUUUGUUCAACACUUCGAUACUAUCAGAGGUGACGAAAAUGAAUUGCAGCAUUUCUGUGAAAUUGUAUCACCCCGAGAGUUUCUUGAUACUAUUUAUUACGACGAUAUCUUUGUUAAUUUCUAAAAAAAACUGAUUUUGAGAUCGCCGGUCAUUGUAUCACGUGGAUUACAAAUUACGAUGAUAAAUGUAAAAAUUACUUUAAUUGCUAAUUUUUUUAGACCAAAGAAUUUUUUAGUCUGUGAUAUUUUAGAAAAGAAAAACUUAAUUUAUCACAUUAAUGAAUUGAACAAGCAAAGUGAAAAAUGAUGAAUGAAAAUAAAGUAAUGAAUUAUAGGUUCAUUAUGUGGAAAUUUAAUCGAUGGUACUUAAAAUAAUUUUUCACUUAUUAAGCAUGCAUUUUUCACAUUUUCUCUUUGUACCAUGGCUGUAAAGAAGGUUGAAUAGUAAAAUUUUCAACAUUCAAUUUUGUGUAUCGGUAGUAGUGAAGCUUUAUAAAAAGAAAUUAUCGAUUGAAUGUAACAAUUGGAAUAAUUUUAAAACGCAAUGAAUCGUGUAAUUAAUGGUACACACAAAUGUGCUCUAAAAAUUAUAAAAAUCAUCAUGAUACAAAAAAAUGAAUGUCUUUUUCAAACCAAAAAUGCUGUUCGUAAUUAAAAAAAUAUAUUCAACAAUAUAUAAGUGAAAUGCAAAUAAAUCCAAACUACAAAUCAUGGUAUCGUUACAACGAGAUAUUUAAGCGUAACAUGUUUUGAAAUACAUUUACAGUUGUAAAUUGGACCGAAUUCAAAUGGUAUAGUGUCUUUUGGCACGGACUCUCCCUGCCGCGAUUGUCCAAUCAUUAUAAUUUUAUGUGUCAAAGUGUAAUGUUGAAUAUUUUUUAACGAAUGAGUCGAAAAUAAUAUAACUUCCAAAAGCAGAUAGAAAAAGCUUAGUGACAUUGUCGAAACAAAUAAUUGAAAAAUUAGAAGCAUAUUGUAUAGCAUUGAAGAAAAGUAAAAUAAAGUUUGUAAUAGUUGAGGUAACAAGAAGUGCAAAAUAAUAUGAACAAUAUUUUUAAGUGUUUCAACGCGUAGUGUACACGUGGAUCGUUGAAUACUAUAUAUAAAUAUGAAUAAAGCUAAUUCAGAUGAAA